Messenger RNA from Thamnophis sirtalis, 1152 nucleotides. The record is from RefSeq and is a predicted model, not a curated record. NCBI's taxonomy places the organism in Eukaryota, Metazoa, Chordata, Lepidosauria, Squamata, Natricidae.
AUGUUGGCUUUCUCCCUCCUAGUGGCCCUGCUUUGCCCGGGAGUUUGGGGAACCGACCCGAAGGCGCGCAGAGCCGAGGGAGAAGGAUCGGGAGGAAGAGAAGGAGGCGUCGCAGAGCCCUGGUGCCCUUACAAGGUGCUGAGCGAAGACGGCCCGGGACGGCUAUGCUUCCGCAGCCCGGCGCUGGGUUUCCACUGCGCUCCGGAGCGCUGCACGGCUCACCGCUCGCCCGGCCGCGCCUUGCUGGCCAACGUGCUCCGCAACGGCAGCGUCUUGCUGCAGUGGGCCUGGCCGGCCGAUCAGCAGCCUCCCCUGCGGGGCUUCGCGCUCUCCUGCUCGUGGGAAGGCGCCUACACGCGUUUCCAGUGCGAGAGCGUGCGGCUGGGCGCCGCCUGCCGGGACUACCUGCUGGCCGACCCGCACGGCAGUGUCCGCUACCGCCUCUGCCUCCAGCCCGUCUUGGGUGACGGGGACGAGCCGGCGGCGGUAGCCGAGUGCGUGGAGUUCACUGUGGAGCCGGCCGGCAUGCGGGAUAUCGUCGUGGCCAUGACGGCCGUCGGGGGCUCCAUCUGCGUCAUGCUGGUCCUCAUCUGCCUCCUGGUGGCUUACCUGACCGAGAACCUUACGCCCUCUUCGGCCAAGCGGGGCAGCUGAGCCCCGACGCUCGGAUCUGGCCCGUCGGACCUUCUUCUGCCGCUUUGGGGCGGCGGGGGUUCAGCCGCUGCCUUCCAGCUGGAGAGCGGGACUACAACUCCCGCAAGGUCCCGGCCGGGGCUUAAAGCACGAAUGGAGGCUGCGGCAUGCUGGGAGGCGUAGUUUUGGGCGGAGUGUUUCUUGGUCCCUGUUUGGGAAAGAAGGUGACUUCCCCACCCCACCCCGCCCUCCAAGUAAAGGGUUUUUCUUCCAUGGAGGAUUAGACUCCCGAGUCCUCUCUUUUGGUUUGGCAGUCUGGAGCGAAGACCACCAGGAGAUCUCAGGAGGGUAACCUCCCAGAAGAUGGCAACGACAAACCACUUUUGUAACGGAGCUCAAAAAAACUCAACACCUUGCCUGGGUGCAUCCCAUCACGUUGCUGGGGAGUUGAGCUGAACUAAGGGAUUGAAUAGGGACACAGUAGCUCAGUGAGUAAGACGCUGAGCUUGUCGAUCAGAA